Molecule: messenger RNA, 1893 nt
Organism: Eimeria tenella
Lineage: Eukaryota; Apicomplexa; Conoidasida; Eucoccidiorida; Eimeriidae
Exons: 8
Coding region: 1-1893 (630 amino acids)
Source: RefSeq, a predicted model, not a curated record
AUGCACAGACCAAUGGUUAACCAGUGGCCGCAGGAGGGGGCCCCGACGCCCGAAGUCGAAGCGCCCCCGGCUGCCGGCGGCGGCGGCAGCAGCAGCAGCAGCAACGCCGAAGCAGCAAUACCUGCUGCUGCUGACCCCACUGGCACCAAUCAUACCUCUGCUGCUCGCCGUCUUUUGUUUCUCUGUCUUGUGCUCUGUGCUGUCGCCUUCCCGCUAUCUGCAGCAGCAGGAAAGCUGAAGCAGCUGCAGCAGACCAGGCGGGUGGUGGCGCUGCAGCAGCAAGUGCAGCAACAGGAGAAGCAGAUGAGGCACCUGCUGCAAGAAAACAAAACGAAACUGGAGCAGCAGCACCAGCACCAGCAGCAGCAGCAGCAAGAACUGCAGCAGGAGCUGCAGCAACGGGCAGAGCGCGUGCAGGAGCUCGAGCUGGAGCUGGAGGAGCUGCAGAAGCAGCACGAGGAAGAGCUGAAGAUCCGAGAGCAGCAGCAGCAACAGCAGCAGCAGCAGCCCGAGCUUUUACCAGGCAGCCAGCUCGUGCAGCAACAGUACCACGAACUCCAGCACAAGCUGCAGCAGCUGCAGCAGCAGCUGAGCACCGUCCAGAAGCAGCAAGACCAGGAUAAGCUGAGCUUCGAGCUGCAUUUGCAUCAGCAAGAAUUGCAUUUGCUGCACCAAGAGCUGCACAAUCAAGUGCAGCGGCAGCAGCAGCAGCUGCAGCAGCUGCAGCAGGAGUUGGAGCAGCGAAGCCAGCUGAGUCGCCAGGAGCAGCUGUUGCAGCAGCACGGGAAGCACGAGCUGCCGCUGUGGCCCCAGCAGCUACAACAAGGCCUGCUGCAGCAGCACAGCUGGCUGCAAGUCCCGCUGCAGCUGCUGCAGCAAAGUGGAAGUGAGAACUUGCAGCUUGCUGCCUUGGUUAUUGAGUCCCACUUUUUGCUGCAGCAGGUGCAGCAGCAGGAGCAGCAGGUGCAGCUCCUCCGUUCGCGGCAGGACGAGCUGCAGGAGAAGCUGCAGCAGGUGCUGCAGCAGCAGCAGCAGCAGCCGCAGCAGCAGCAAGAGCUCCUGCAGGAGGAAAGCAGCAGCAAAAUGCCUGGAGAUACAGAAGAACAGCCCCAGGACUUUCCUGCUUCUCCCCGCAAGCUGCGCGCCCAGAGCCCCACGGCCGAGAUUAUUGUGAGGGCCGACGAAGCAAUGUGCGCGUGGAUGUUUGACACUCUAAUAGCGCACUUCGACCCGUCGCGGACUCCGCCGUCGCCGCCGGACUCGGUGUUGGCGCUGCUGGAACAAGGUGUACGUACACCUGCUUUUGUGUCUUGGAAAAAAAUCGACAGAAAGAAAAAAAAAUUUUCAGAAGAAGAUUUGGAACUGAGAGGAUGCAUUGGCUCCCUCAAACCCUUGCCCAUUAUGGAACUCAGGGUCGGAUCUGGGGUCUGGGUCUGGUGCAUUGGCUCCCUCAAACCCUUGCCCUUUGUGGAACUCAAGGACUAUGCGCUAAUCAGCGCUUUGCAAGACUCGCGGUUUGACCCAGUCACUCCGGAAGAAAUCCCAGAUCUGGUUUGCCAGGUUUCUUUGCUUCACAGCUUCGAGCCGGGGGCGAACGCCUAUGACUGGGAAGUUGGCGUCCACGGCAUCACCAUUAAAUUCAUAGCGCCGGGACAGAGGGGCUUACGGAGUUACCAGGCGACGUACUUGCCGGAAGUGGCAGCAGAGAUGAACAUGAGCAAGGAAGAAACAAUUAUUUCGCUGGUGCGGAAGGCGGGCUACGCGCGGAGCCCCAUAGACGCAGACUUCAUAGCUCGCAUUUCUUUGGAGCGCUACAAGUCCUCUCGGGCGCAGCUGGACUACGCGACUUACCUGAAGAAAUAUGCGGAAGAGGGCGAAGAAACGGUGGUUUAG